GGCAGAGGCGCUCAGAGCACGGAGAGCCAAAGCCAAAUACAAAUCAAAACAAAUCAAGGACGACGUAUUCGUUCUCAUUCAACUGCUCAACCUCUAACCGACUCUAAAACCCUAACCCUAAAACCCUACCAAUGAGAUUUUGAGCCUUGUUGGAGCUGAACCAAUCACUCCCGAAAACCCUUGCUGAUCGAUACCAGCAUCGGCGCCAUGGAGAUCGACCCCUCUCAGUCCACGAAGCACAAGGCCGAGGCUUUACAGGGCUUCGCAGCUGGCCCUCUCUCGACUUCUCUAGCCAAACUUUCUGGUUCGUCUCGGGGCAUACCGUCCGAUAAAGACUUCCAUUUCUAUCGCAACUUCAAUGAAUUCCGGGCGCCGGUGAACGAGAUUGUCGACGCUUCCCAAUCAAUGCUCGGCACAAUUGGCUCGUCGGCUAAUCUAUGGGGUCGAGAGUUGGGCUUUCCUGAGGAUCUUGACGACGCGUACGACUGGCUGGUGAACGUGAACGAUGAGGUUUUCGAGAGGUUCGACGUGUCGGUGGAUGAGUUUCGGAGCCUGAGAAGGAAGGAAGAGGAGACCGGGGUGCCAAUGACGAGUUCGGUGGAUUUCGAUAGUGGCUUUCAGGUAGUGUAUGGGAAGAAGAAGAAGAAGAAGGAUGGGGGGGAGGUGCCGAAUUCUUUGUCCGCAGUGAAGUUGGCUUCCAGGGAUAAGAGAACCAUGGGGCCGAAGGCGAAGGUGCCGUUUCAUAUACGGUCAAUCCCUCGGCCGCAGGACGAGUUUAAGAUACUGGUGAAUAAUUCGACCCAGCCGUUUCAGCAUGUCUGGUUGCAGAGGAGCGAGGAUGGCUCCAGGUCUGUACAUCCACAGGAAAAUUUCACUGCCUUGGAUUUUGUUGAUAAAAAUAUCGGAGACUUUGAGUCUUUGAAGCCACCUCCACUUGAGUCUACUCCUUUCAACUAUGUGGAUGAGGUUAAAGACUUGAAAGAAUUAGUUGCUAAGCUGCGUGAUGUGGACGAAUUUGCGGUUGAUUUGGAACAUAAUCAGUAUCGAUCUUUUCAAGGAUUAACUUGUCUGAUGCAAAUCUCAACUAGAACCGAGGAUUUUGUUGUUGAUACACUGAAGCUUCGCAUUCAGAUUGGUCCUUAUCUGAGGGAACUAUUCAAAGAUCCUACAAAGAAAAAGGUUAUGCAUGGAGCAGAUCGUGAUAUUUUGUGGCUCCAGAGGGACUUUGGCAUCUACAUCUGCAAUCUGUUUGAUACUGGGCAGGCCUCGAGAGUAUUGAAGUUGGAAAGAAAUAGUCUGGAGUAUCUUCUGUUUCACUUUUGUGGAGUGACGGCUAACAAAGAAUACCAAAAUGCAGAUUGGAGACUUCGCCCUCUUCCUGAAGAGAUGCUCAGAUAUGCCAGAGAGGACACACAUUAUUUGCUGCAUAUAUAUGAUCUGUUGAGAAUUAGGCUGCUCUCAGAAAAAUCUGAUGACCUACUGGUAGAGGUCUACAAGCGGAGUUAUGAUUUAUGCAUGCAGCUCUAUGAGAAGGAACUUCUGACAGAGAGUUCAUACCUCCACAUAUAUGGUUUGCAAGGUGCUGAUCUCAAUGCCCAGCAGCUUGCAGUUGUUGCAGGACUUUGUGAAUGGAGAGAUGUUGUUGCCCGUGCUGAGGAUGAGAGCACUGGUUAUAUAUUGCCAAACAAAACACUUCUUGAAAUUGCCAAACAGAUGCCUGUUACUACAACUAAGCUGCUUCAUUUGGUGAAAUCAAAGCACCCAUGCGUUGAGCGAAAUCUCAAUUCAGUUGUUAGUGUCAUAAAGCAGUCCAUGCAGAAUGCUGUUGCCUUUGAAACUGCUGCUGAGCGCUUAAAAGAGGAGCGUAUGGAAAAGGCAUCCCAACGAAAUAUAGUGUCUACUGAUAGAAGUGAGGCUCCUCCUGAAGUCCCUGUUGGAUUAAAGACCACAGCAACAACAGAAAAUCAGGGUGCUGGCAUGUCUGGAGAACCUCCAGCUCCUUCACAUUUUAGGGGGACUUUGAAGCUUGAAAGCAAUUUUGCUGAAAUUAGUAAAAAUGUACAGGAAGGUGCUUUGGAACAUAAUGGUGGUCAAAAUGCAAGCAUAGAAAGUCAAACAAGUGACAAUGCCAGCAGGCUUCAAGGAGAAAGCCCCAUCACUUCAGGGCAGAGCAAAGAGGGUGCCAUAGCUGCUAUUCACGUGCUACAGAAGCCAAGCCAUGCUUUUGGGGCAAUGCUGGGGAGUUCUUCAGGGAAGAGAAAGUUGGUUUCUGAUAAAAAAGAAAAGGAAGCAAUGAAGCUGGAGCAGAUACAAUCUUCAGUAAGCUUUCCAUUCCAUUCAUUCUCCGGGAUGGAUGAACAGUUGCAACCGCCUGUGGAAGGUAUGCGCCACGACUUUCCUCCAGCUGUCCAAGGUGGAGUGUCCAACUUAGGAGAUGUUAUACUGCUAGACUUUCCUCCAGCUGUCCAAGGUGGAGUGUCCAACUUAGGAGAUGUUAUACUGCUAGACGACAAUGCAUGUGUUGAGGGAACAUCGUCUGGUGAACCCACAAGGGAACAGUUGGACCACAACGAAGAACACAUUGAAGGUUCUGAUUUCGAAAUGGCUGAGGGAGAUGAGGCCAUGUCUCUCACUGACUUAUCCUCCAGCUUCCAAAGGUGUUUCCAGUCAACCAGCCAAGCAAGAAAGCUCAAACAAGCCGGAACGUCCAAAGAUCCUGAAGGGCUUUUGCAGUUGAAGCCAUUCGACUAUGAAGGUGCAAGGAGGCAGAUCAAAUUCGGGGAGGGAUCAAGGGCAGAACCUAAGGAAAAGGGUGACGAAGGCCAUGCUGAUAGGAGUAGGGUUGAUCCAGUGGAUAGGGCAAGUAGUGCAGCUACGAGCGCUGGUGACUCUCAGUCUCAGUCUCAGUCUCAGUCUCGUAGGGAUGAUGAAGGUACUAGAAACUUGGCGCAGGGUAGAAGGCGCCAGGCCUUCCCAGCGAGUGGGAACCGAAGUGCGACUUUCCGUUGAGUGGAGGGAGGCGGGGGGCAUGGGUAAAUCUGAGAAGAAGGUUGGGUUUCCGAGUAAUGGUAGAUGAGAAGAGAAACAAGGGAAUAUAACAGAAAUGAACCGAAAUGCUUUUGAACUUGCUUUCCAGUUUAUAUGACUAGUAAAAUGAAUGUGAACCGUGGCUUGUGCUUGUGCUUGUGCUUGCAGUAGUUAACUGCUGCUGCUAAUGGUAUAAUAGUAGUUGCUUUUAUAUAUCGUGUUAAGUAGUCAUCUUAAUAAUGCCUUUGCUGAGUAGUAUGGUUGAAAUGGGUUGGUGUUGGGUCUGCUUCA
Molecule: messenger RNA, 3318 nt
Organism: Diospyros lotus (date-plum)
Lineage: Eukaryota; Viridiplantae; Streptophyta; Magnoliopsida; Ericales; Ebenaceae
Product: protein RRP6-like 2
Exons: 14
Coding region: 208-3009 (933 amino acids)
Biological process (GO): nuclear polyadenylation-dependent snRNA catabolic process; nuclear polyadenylation-dependent snoRNA catabolic process; nuclear polyadenylation-dependent CUT catabolic process
Cellular component (GO): nuclear exosome (RNase complex); nucleolus
Molecular function (GO): 3'-5'-RNA exonuclease activity; nucleic acid binding; nucleotide binding
Source: RefSeq, a predicted model, not a curated record